GGGGAUGUUUCGGGGCUUAUUUCUGUGUCGAGUGCGUAGACUGGCGGCCCCUGGGCACCAUCCCAAUGCCCUGUGCCGGGAGUUUAGUCCUCCUGUCGCUGGGGGACCCCCCCACACACACACACACAACACGAGGGGACUGCUUGGUGGUUUCUGCCCAGACUGGCGGCGGCUUGGGGACAGGACGCUGGGGGGCCUGUCACUGGGGGCGGAGGAGCCGGGUGCAGGCCCCACAAGGAGGUGGUGACUUGGUGCCUGACGUCCCCGCCCGACCUGGACGAGGCGUGGAGCUGAGGCCAUGGUGCCGCCUCCUCAUCCAACCGGGUCCCUCCCAGGACAGCGCCCCCCUCGGGCCAGGCCUGGGCCCAGACGAAGCCCGGGCUCCUUUGUCAGCACCGACCCAAAACUGCGUUAAAGAAUGUCAGAAACCACAUGAGAACAGCUUUCAACACACACACACACACACACGCACUUCACACAACUUAACACGCAGAGAAGUGCCCGGAGGAGCCACCUGUGCGCUGCCCUCCUGCCCCAGUCCGUCCGUCUGUCCGUCCGUCUGUCCGUCCGUCCGUCCGUCCAUGUGCUGCUUGCGGUUUUGUUUGUUGCUGUUUUGCUGUUUAUUUUCCCUCAUGGGCUGGAGGACCCACCUGUCUGCCCGGAAGGAGGAACGGGCAUUUUUAUUGGGGGCAUGUUUGUUGGCGGGCAUGUUUAUUGGGAGGGGCUGUUUGCAGGUCCCUGUGGCGGCAGCCCCCCCCCCCCAGGCGGCCCCUCCCACCGGCCUCCUCCUGGGGGUUCAUCGUUUCCUGCAUUUCCCACGUCCCUGCCUGACUUUGGUCCCGGGCAGUUGCCUCUCUUGUUCGGAGCCCGCCCUCCGGACGGACGGACGGACUCGGGGACAGAAAGGGGCCGCUCCCUCCCUCGCCCCGUGGAGCCGCGACCUACAAAUCCGAGGGUAUUUCUGGAAAACCGGGUGGGAAUUUAAUUUUUAAAACGGGACCUGAUUCAAUUAGACAAAGAGCUUAUCCGGAAAGAACCGGCUGGUGAAUUGUCCGGAGAGCUUGCGCCUCUGACUACACGAUGGGUCCCGGUUCUGUGACUCCCAGGACCCCCCAGCUCGGGCCUGACCCCAGCGGCCCCUCCACCGCUCCCCAGAGUCGUCGCGGCCGGGUCAGCACUGACCCUGACCCCAGGCCUGCU
Myotis brandtii (Brandt's bat) is the source of this 1200-nucleotide messenger RNA. RefSeq lists its product as uncharacterized. Bases 66 to 992 code for a protein of 308 amino acids. The transcript is spliced from 2 exons. Lineage: Eukaryota; Metazoa; Chordata; Mammalia; Chiroptera; Vespertilionidae. The record is from RefSeq and is a predicted model, not a curated record.